AUUUAAUUAAAAAUGUUUAUAUUUUUAAUUAUUAUUCUUGGACUAACAGAAGCUAAAUCGAUAACCUAAACUUUUACCAUGAGAUAGCUUUAAAAACAAUAAUAUAUACCAUUAAAUAAAUUUGGCAGCAGAAGAAUAGUUAAUUAUAAAAUAUUGUAAAUUUAAUUCUUUUAUUCUAGAUCUCGCAUCAUAAAACCCCCAAAAGAUUACGAAAACAAAUAAUUUAAUAUUGAAAUAGAUUUUUUUCAAUAAGACCGUUGGUAGUAGGCAUUAUAAAAAGAUGAAUGCAGUAGAUCAGAUGAAGCGAAUCUUAUUGUGCAUCAAUAGAUAGAAGCAAGUUAAGAUGAAAAAAUUUCAUCUCUAGAAGGAUCAGUGGGUUUUGGAAGAUAUCAUAAUGUUUGGCUUGCUGUUUUAAAUAAUUGUUAACAUACUAUCGAUAAAAUUAUAAAGCUCAAUAAUAAAAACACAAAAUUAGAAAUCACAGUUUGGUUUUAUGAUGAAGGAGGACAAGAAUUCUCUUUGGAAGAGGAAGGACUUUUAAGUGUAGUAUUUGUCUUAACAAUAUUUACAAUAAUAGGAUUUAUAUAUAAUUACAGUAUAUUUAAAUCAGAAUUAAAAAAAUAUGGAGAAUGGGAUUAUGCUUAUUUAUUUGUUCUAGUUGUAAUUGGUUUAGAAGCAAUACAAAAUUUACUAAAUUUUAUACAUUUAAUAGUUUAUAAUCUAAAUGGUAAGGGAAUAGGGGCAUUUUCAACUAUUUCAGAAAUUAUAUAAGUUAUUGAUAAUUAUUUACUAAUGAUUUUAUUAAUAUUGUUAGCAUGGGGUUGGUCAAUAGAAUUUUUAGAUAUGGAAGAUUGGGAUAUUUAUGGACCAUUAGCAUUUUUUAUAGCUUUUGCUUAAGCAUUAAUUGUUGGAUUGGGGAGAUUGGUGAGUAGUUAAACAGAUUAUCAUAUUUAUGAAGGAUGGGUAGGUUACACUAUUAGUUUAAUCUAUUUAUCUCUAGCUUUCUACUUUUAUUAUUCAACUAAUUAGAGAAAAAAGAAAGGAGAUUCUAUUGAAAACUUUUAUUGUCAAUUGAAAAUUUAUGGAAUGUUAUUUUUUCUUGCUUUUCCUUUUUUUCUAUUUAUUUCUAAAUUAGUUGAUCCCUACAAAUCUUAUAAAAUUAUCAUAAUGGGAAAUAUGUUUGUACGAAUAUUAAAUAUAGUUUUAAUGUCAAGAUUAUUUACUGGUAAAUCUUCUGAAUAUUAAAAAAUCUGUAUUAAAGGAAAAUCCUUUUUAGAUAGAGGAAAAUUAUUAUGA
Paramecium sonneborni is the source of this 1296-nucleotide messenger RNA. Lineage: Eukaryota; Ciliophora; Oligohymenophorea; Peniculida; Parameciidae. The record is from the annotation of a GenBank genome assembly.